This is a messenger RNA of Quercus lobata, 735 nucleotides long. RefSeq names its product F-box/FBD/LRR-repeat protein At5g56420-like. The transcript is spliced from 2 exons. Bases 103 to 735 code for a protein of 210 amino acids. NCBI's taxonomy places the organism in Eukaryota, Viridiplantae, Streptophyta, Magnoliopsida, Fagales, Fagaceae. Gene Ontology annotation, molecular function: protein binding. The record is from RefSeq and is a predicted model, not a curated record.
AAAAACCCUCUCUGCUUUCUUUUCUCACAUCAAACACCGAAACGCCACUCCACCGACGUCGUUUUGGUUCCUGCCAGUGGCACAACCGGAAUUGUUCAAACUAUGGAUGGAAGCGGUCUUACUCAACAAUCCAAAAAGCAGAAGCUAAAUGAAGAACUAGACGUUGUUGACAGGAACAUCAAAUGCUUACAUAAUUUACCGGAGGAGAUUCUUCGAUACAUCCUAUCCCUACUUCCAACAAAAGAUGCUAUUAGAACUAGCGUACUUUGCAAGAGGUGGGAAUACCUCUGGACCUCCAUUCCCAAUCUUCAUUUUAAUGGGUCGGAGCUGGCUAAGAGAAAGCAUUUCAUGAAUUUUGUGGAAAGAGUGCUUCUUCUUCGCGACUCUUCUGAUAUAAAAACAUUCACUCUCUAUUGUGAUGUGCUACGUGAUGCAUCUCAUGUAAGUGCGUGGAUCUCUGCUGCAGUAAGGCGUAAUGUUCAACGGCUGUAUAUUAGCCUUUGCAAUUUCAGAAAACCAUUUUCAUUGCCUCAUAGCUUGUUUACUUGUAUGACACUGACAGAGUUAGAACUUGAAAUGCCUUGUAUCCUCAAACUUCCUCCUACAAUUUGCUUCACAAAUCUCAAGACCUUAAAUUUUGGGUUUGUUACAUUACGAAAGAGCACUCAACCGAGAAGCUUUUUUCUGGGCUGCCAGUCCUUGAGGAGUUGGAUUUACAGAAUUGCUACUGGGUGA